AUGCAGCUCAACUGUCACCUGCCAUCCAACCCGCUCCUUAACACACAGUUGAGGAGAAAUGCCAGCCGACGUGCCGUGCCAGACAUAGAAGCUGCUGUGAGGGAUACCACCUGGCUUGCCUGCUUUGAUAUAAGCACUCGCGUAUCCCGUGCUCGGGAACGAGCAUCAAGCCUUCUGGACCCGUCUAGCCAUACGCUAUUGGAAAUUCGCCAGCUCACCAUGACGUUGAUGGCAAAGCUCGACAUGAUUACAGACUCCUCCCUCCACUUCUCCCAGACGCAAAGCAGCAUCAACGACUUGGAGCUACUGAGGAGCUCAGACCAACACUCCUGGAGUCCCGAGACAGAACUCACUUUGCAAGGCGCAAAACUGUACUUGUAUGCCAUGUCACUUCUAUUACCUCCCCCAAAGGAGCCUAUCGUAGCUCUGCAAGCUAUCUCUGAUCGGGAUGCGGUAUUGAUCAGUGGAUUAAUGUCCGCUUCGACAAUGAUAUCAGAUAUGCUCCACCAACUCCGUGACAAACCUAAUCAAGGCUCAGACAAGAUGACUUGCAGUGCAGCGUUCUGGCCAAAGACACAAAUCAGCUACCUGUUCUUUGCCGCGACAUUCAUUUUCCGGGUUCUUCUCUCACAUUCAAGUCUGACACCGCAGGACAUAACCCUUGCUAUGUCACGUCUUGCAGAUGCACAAGCAGUUUUUAGAAUGGAACCAUUGCAUCCAGAUCGCACACGAGCUGCUGAGAUUAUCCAGCGGUUGAUAGAAGUUGCGCGCGCUUACAUAAUGAAAGACGAGGGCGAAAAUGACGCCGAAAACCUACUCCCAAGAGGCCUUCUGGUCACUGGUCGCUUGGGGGCAUCAGUCUUGUUUGAUGCCGUCCUACGGUCUGUGCACUACCACAAACAAAGUGCACAGAGGCGCAAGUCCCGCCCACGAAAUGAAGUUGGUAUAUAUGAGGCCGGCGCACCUACCCCUGGCACGGAACUGCGUGUAGGCGGAGAAGCGAGUUCAAAUGCCGGAGUGAUAGAGCAGCGUCAAUCUGUAGAAGCCUAUGCAAAUGCACCAGACGCUCCAGGUUUAAUCGGGCUUGGCGAUUUGUUUGAUUUCGAAUUCAUGGAUCGCUAUGAGUAUAUUAUGAGUACCGACCCGUCCCUGAUGAUCGAUAACCUGGGAGAUCCAGGCUUCAGGACUUGGUGA
This is a messenger RNA of Fusarium odoratissimum NRRL 54006, 1194 nucleotides long. RefSeq lists its product as uncharacterized. Lineage: Eukaryota; Fungi; Ascomycota; Sordariomycetes; Hypocreales; Nectriaceae. The record is from RefSeq and is a predicted model, not a curated record. The coding region runs from base 1 to 1194 and encodes 397 amino acids. The transcript is spliced from 2 exons.